This is a messenger RNA of Capronia coronata CBS 617.96, 2511 nucleotides long. RefSeq lists its product as uncharacterized. The transcript has a single exon. Bases 1 to 2511 code for a protein of 836 amino acids. Gene Ontology annotation, biological process: positive regulation of GTPase activity. Lineage: Eukaryota; Fungi; Ascomycota; Eurotiomycetes; Chaetothyriales; Herpotrichiellaceae. The record is from RefSeq and is a predicted model, not a curated record. Gene Ontology annotation, molecular function: guanyl-nucleotide exchange factor activity. Gene Ontology annotation, cellular component: cytosol.
AUGUCGUCUCUAACACCAAGUCAGGCCUGCUUGCAACUCAGCAGCGAACUAUCAGAACAUCCACCCGCUGAUCUCGAAUUCAAGAGCCAGCAUGAAGCGGUAGUCUCUGGGUUGAAGACUGCAGCCAAUGAUCCAAACAAUGAGACGACAGGAGUUAUGCACGCCACGAGACCUCUGGCUGCAUAUCUCCACACAGCAUCUCAGCUCCCGCAUCCGACUCACCAACCGCUCUUCACUGUCCUGGUCGAUGCUACCCGCGAAGUCCCAUUCUGGCGCUCAUUGUUUGGUCUGGACAGAAAAAGCGACCUGCAAGAAGAAAGACUGCAAGUGGCCGGCGAAGUCCCUCCUGAUUGUAUCCUGGAGGUUGCGAGGCGAAUUGUAGCCCGGCCAUGGCUCGAAUCGAAGCAAGAGGAAAUCCGGUCUGCUCUUCGGAUCAUCGCAAACUGUUGUGCGGACAAUAAUGUGAAUCGGAGCGUGAUCAUCCGCAGAGGCGGCGUGGAAGCAAUGAUGGCUAUGGUACAAAACAAGCAGGAAUGCGACCUAGUGAUUCCUACUUUGUACAAUGUUUGCAUCGACUACGACAAACCUGCUGUCGACGACAAAGGAAACCCAUGGCCAUCACUCCCACAGGUGAGCAGAGACGACGAACACGAUGCUGGACCAGUGGUCAAUGCUGCUGAGCAGAAACUGGGCUUGUUUUGGGACGCCAACAAUUCAGUCACGUCAGUCGAGAUCCUGCUCGGAGCGAAGGAAUCUGCGAAGGACUGCUUGGAUAUGCUGGCUGAUCUGGUGGAGAUGGCGAGCCGAGUCGCUCUCUACGGUCUCCACCAACUAGUCCGCAGUCUCAACAAGGACGACGCAGAGGAAGUGCAGGGAACGCGCAGUCUAGGACUGAUUCAUUCUCUCCUGACACAGGGUGCCGAUAUGGCCGACUAUGACACCGACUGCCGUGUCCCAAUCUGCCAAGCGGUUCUGAAUGUCCUAGCCCACCGAGGCUGCUAUGGAGCUUUGAUCGAAGACAAGGACGCAAUCUGGAGACUCAUUUUUCUGCCAUAUCCUGCUUACGAUUACGGUGACGACGACUACGAUGGAGUGCAGGAGCCAUACAGAAAAGCCAUCCUCAAGAUCGUGUACGAGAUCUCUGCGCUCAGUGCUUAUGGCGACAAGUUCGAUGACGACUCGACCUUGAUGCGCAACUGUGUCGACUUACUUCAACGCUAUGGAACCGACAUUUCGCUAAUCCAGGCAGGGAGAGAUAGGCCCCAAAAUCCCCGCCCAUGGGCGUCCAGUUGCGUCUUGCUUGCCAACAGCAUCACUUCUAUGGACCGCGCCAUGCGCCUGUUGAUUUCAACUCCCAUAGCCUCCGCGCUGGUGAGGUUGAUGAUCAGGACCUCUGAUACGAGCGUUCUUGUUCCAGCAGUUGACCUCGCUACUCGCCUCGCACUAUGCCGUGAAGGUCAAGAUAUAUUGCGUGAGGCCAACAUGAUGUACGCAGCGCACAAUCUGCUAAGACUGCCAAGUCAGACUGGUGACGGUAGCACCGAGGUCAAGCGCCAGGCUGUAACCCUGAUAAGACUGUUGAUCAAGGGCAGGGCAGAGUACUUAUGGAAUCUUCCCUCUGACUCUACGCCACCAGAAGGCCUCACGGAAAACGACACCAAUGAAGUUCUGCUUGCCGCCAUGUGGCUGUUCAAUAACACUGAUGAUACAAUCACCAAGACCGAAACAGGCAGACUGUCAAUCGAGGUCCUCAGAACCCUUUUCACUUCUCCACCGUCAUACCCUCUCCCAUCCGCAGCAGAAACAGAAACAAAACCAUCACCCCAUUCUAACAUCGACCAAUCGACCGAGCAACAAAUCGAGAGCAAACUCCUCUUCCUAGUUGGGCGACCUGAUCCAGCCUAUCCGCACCCGGACCUGACAAUUGCCGAUGCAAUGGCCUAUAUCAUCACCCAGCCGCAGCGACAGACCACCCAUCCCGAAUCGGCAACCCGAAUCCAGGCAGAGGCAGAGGCCUGGUUUGGUCUUGCUCUGCUGUCAAACCUUCCUGUCGCACGGCCUUGGAUUGUAGCCACUAUGCACCGCGGACCUCUACUGGAACGUCUUCGCGAAAUUGUCACGCAAUCCUCAUCGCUCGACCUUGAAGAAAACAGCAUUGAUACGGGGCGAGAUUCGAAGAACGGCAUAAGCUUGAUCAGCGAUGCACAGUCCGGCCUCGCUGAGGGCCAGGAUAAUGACAGAGUCGGCGAAUUGAUAGUCUCUGCGGAGACAGCCUCGUCCCUUUUCUCUCAUCCGGUUCAGGCUGCGAAGAAAGGCCCUGAUCCUCGCUACGAGAAUAUCAAGGUCCUCGUUCUGAAGCUUCUACAGUCCGUGCCGCGUACUGCUUGCUCGACCACCAGCACCACCUCAGACACUCUUUCGCCGUCCCAAGAAGGACAGCUUGAAGACAGAGUGAGACAGGAGCUCAAGUCAGCUGCAGUCGAGCUUGGCUUCGACGGGAUUCUUGCCUGA